This is a messenger RNA of Vollenhovia emeryi, 1346 nucleotides long. RefSeq names its product programmed cell death protein 10 (gene Ccm3). The transcript has 5 exons. Gene Ontology annotation, biological process: positive regulation of MAP kinase activity; regulation of Golgi organization. The record is from RefSeq and is a predicted model, not a curated record. Lineage: Eukaryota; Metazoa; Arthropoda; Insecta; Hymenoptera; Formicidae. Bases 252 to 884 code for a protein of 210 amino acids. Gene Ontology annotation, cellular component: Golgi apparatus; FAR/SIP/STRIPAK complex. Gene Ontology annotation, molecular function: protein kinase binding.
AGCGCCGGGUAACCUCGUUUCCGCGUGUCUAGUGCCUAUUGUGACAGCUGUCAUAGAGCAUCGUAGAGGAAAGAGUUACGCUGAUGCGUGCCCGCGAUCGUGCCACUCGCGUGUAAACAACCCUCUUCGUCGCGAGCGAGCCCGCGCGUAAGCGACAAGCCCCUCUGUCGACGUCGCGCCUACCGUCUCGACCCGCGACCGGAUCGUUUUAAUUCUCCUGCCGUCUCGAGCGACGAUAUACGCGGUGAAGGAUGACAAUGGGCGAUGAGACCCCGGUUACAUCACUGGUUCUUCCCGUCAUAUUAAGGCCAAUAUUAACCAAGUUGGAAAGGCAAAAUGUCAUGGCAGCGCAGACUCUCCGCGCGGCUCUCUCGAAGGCGGAGAGUUCGCACCCUGGGAUUACGUACGACUUGAUUAUGGGUAUAAUACGCAGAGCGGAGCUGAAUCUUGAUAUGAACGAGAGUGUCCUGCGACUGCAGGGCGCCGCCUCCGAUUACGACGUGGUGGAGUAUCGUUCAGCACGUUCCGAAGACGCAUUUCAAGAACUGAAUCGCAAGUCGACUUCCCUAAAGAGAAUACUUAGCAGAAUUCCCGACGAGAUCACCGACAGGAAGACUUUCCUAGAGACUAUCAAAGAAAUUGCGAGUGCAAUAAAGAAGCUUUUGGACGCUGUCAACGAGGUUACCGCAUUUAUACCCGGUUCAACUGGUAAACAAGCCUUAGAUCAACGCAAGAGAGAAUUUGUGAAAUACAGUAAAAGGUUCAGCAAUACAUUGAAGGAGUACUUCAAGGAGGGACAAGCAAACGCAGUAUUUGUCAGUGCACUGUACCUGAUACACCAAACAAAUAUGAUUAUGCUCACAGUGAAGGACAAGUGUGAGUAAAUAACUGUACAAUGAAUUUCCAGUGUUGUAUGUGAUAAUAUCACAAGAGUCAGAUAAACCUUAAAUAUUACAAUCUGCAUAACAUCCUAAUCUCACAUAUAUUCUAUUAUACAAGCAAUGAUAAGAACUUAAAUAUCCGGUAUAGAGGAUUUUAACAUCAUUACGUUACCGUUAAUCGGUUGCACUAUAGUUUUUGUUAAAUAUAUAUAUAGAGAUAUAUAAAGUAAUAAAGAUGUUGGGGUAUAUUAUUCCACAAAUUAUAUAUUUAUACUUUUAUUUUGUGCCAACGUCAUAUUAAUCGUCAAUUCUUAUUGUAAUGGUCAAUAAUAGUAUAUACAAAUAUUGUUCAAAUAUGAAAACGAUCUUGUUGUUAUAUAUAUAUAUAUGAGAAUAACAUGUGGUAUAUAUAUAUAUAUAUAUAUAUCCUUUUAUCUUCUCAAGACUCUAAAGAGUAUAAAGUAU